This is a messenger RNA of Xiphias gladius (swordfish), 1493 nucleotides long. It is a transcript of the gene nol12, whose product is annotated as nucleolar protein 12. The record is from RefSeq and is a predicted model, not a curated record. Gene Ontology annotation, molecular function: RNA binding. The transcript is spliced from 6 exons. Gene Ontology annotation, cellular component: nucleolus. Lineage: Eukaryota; Metazoa; Chordata; Actinopteri; Istiophoriformes; Xiphiidae. The coding region runs from base 501 to 1205 and encodes 234 amino acids.
AGUCUGCUGCAGAAAACAGGUGAUCGCCACAAAGUUGUCAGAGGGGUCCGGAUAGUGCAAUUACUAAAUAAGAAAAUAUAAAAUAAAAUACAAGAAGGAGAGUAAAAUAGUGGCAGUCCUUAUAUCAUGAUGGAUACAGACCAUGUAAUCUAAUUUCAAGUUCUCAUGAAUAUAUAAGACAAGGAGACGUGAUAUUGAACACAUCAUGCCAUCAACAGCUAUGCAGUUUUAGAUAAUAUAUGGUUAAUGUAGUUUAAAUUGAAUUAAGCAGCAACGACAGCACCCUUUAAAUCAUUUUUGUAUAAGCUGAGAUGUGACUACAGUCACUGUUCAGUCUGAAGAUCUUUGAAACAACAAAGUCUUUACGUUGUCCUUAACGUUUUGGUUGAGUGGAACAUUUCAGACUAUUGUGGACGCGUUUCUAGUCGGACAACGUUAAAUGUGUGCUCCCUAAGAUGAGAAGUCGGUAGUAGGGAAGGGUAAACUCACGUGCACAAAACAUGAAAAACACGAAAAAGCACAACAAUGUGUUCAAAAAAGCGAAAUUCAAGCCAGGAUCGAAGAAAAGAGAAAACAAAUGCAUCGUAAUGUUUGACGACAAAGACAGGCAGGACUACCUCACUGGUUUCCAUAAGCGAAAAGUGGAAAGGAGGAAAGCAGCAGUGGCAGAAAUUCGAAAGAAAAUCAAGGAAGAGCAGAUUAGAGUCCGAGAAGAGAGGCAUAAGGAAUUUAUGAAGAUGCUGAAGGAGAGGACAGAAGCUCUAGAGGACAUUGACGAUGAUCUGGAAGAUGUGAUAACCAGUACAACAGAGUCUGUACAGUACGAUCACCCAAACCACACUGUCACCGUGACAACCAUCAGUGAUCUUGACCUCACUAGGGCUCACCAGCUUGGACCUGCAGCAGUUGAGGUUAAUAAGGAGAGCAAGGAUGAAGAAAAGGGGGAGGAAGAGGAGAAGAAAACCAAUGCAAUGCCAAGAAAAGCAGGGAACCCAAUCAUGAACAAAAAGAUCCGCUCCCUAACAGCGUCGCUCAACGCUUACACCAGCAAGCGGAAGAGGAAAGGGAAGCAGGAAGGCCGAGGAGGACGAGGCUGUCCGACAGACAAGAGACCUGGUGUUACAGAGAUUAAAAGGAGAGCUGGGAGGACCAGCAAGUCGCAGAGACGUCGACAGACUGGAAAGAGGGUGCAUCAUCAGGACUGAAAGAGUGUGUGUCUAAAAAUACAAUAUAAGGUCUGACCUUGGAAGAGACUUGACUUCUUGCGUCAGAUUUAUGCUCCUGUGUUUGAGCGGGACAAGCGUGUGCUGAAAAGUUUGUAAAAUUAACACAAGCUGAUGUGGACACUCAGUGUCUACAACGUGUUGUUCCUGCCGCUUGAAAUCUUGUGCCCAAAUUUGUACAUUUUUCAAAGUAAAACUGUUUUUUUAGAUUUAUUUAAUAAAACAAACUUUACUGUAUUUACUGAAAUUUUGAUUAAAUGAUUAAUCUUG